Messenger RNA from Cloeon dipterum, 980 nucleotides. RefSeq lists its product as uncharacterized. The record is from RefSeq and is a predicted model, not a curated record. Lineage: Eukaryota; Metazoa; Arthropoda; Insecta; Ephemeroptera; Baetidae. The coding region runs from base 180 to 980 and encodes 266 amino acids. The transcript has 9 exons.
UUCAACGCGUUGCGUUUCCAGCGACCAAAUAAAAUUAUGGAUGUUUCCCUGCAAUGGAAACGGAUGUGUCUUCUCUUCAUGGCGCAUAUUUAUUACCGUGUGCAAUAGAGUUUCGAACGGAAGCAUUGUCCCAGUAACUUUUGCGAUCAGUCUGCUCACAGUCAGGCAAUUUUCCUGCAAUGCAGCACAGAGAGUUCAGAGCGUUUCUAAUUAUUUCGAUAUGGAUAUCAAAAUUCAUUUACACGAGUGCUCAAACCACCAAAGAAGUCUGUUAUAUUAAAGAUAUGACCAAAGAAGAAGACCUUUACUGGAGAGAAAAAGCGAGUGAGCAUAAGUGCUUCCGAAAGUGCCAAAAUUUGUUUUCAUCAGACCUGGAUCUGGAUUCGAUUUCGUUGAAGCCUGAAUUUCGGGAGCCAGUUUUUGAACGACCGCAGGAGUUGGUUAACUGCUUCAGAAUGGCAAGAAAAGUAACUACGAUUUGCAGAUACAAGACAAACGGAAUUCCUCUGCAGCAGUAUGGUGAUCUUCCGUUAGUUCACUUUGCUUCUGACGCAGUGCCUAGGUUCCAGGCAGAAAAAUUUUGCAAGUGGCGUGGGCUCAAUUUCGACCUAGAGCAAGUGAAAAAUAUACAGCUAAACGUUGAUCGAAUCUGGGCUCCAAAUUUGCAAUAUUCUGAUUCGAAUCUCACCUGCUUUGUUUUCGUUAGGAAAUUCGGGACCUUCGUGAUGGAGCAGGACAACUGUCGCAACAAAAACGCGUUUUUGUGCACCUUGCCCGAAGCCUGUCACACUACCUCUUGCAUUUCAAAUAGCCAGCAGCUGAAAUCCCAGAAAGCAACAUGCUACCCUCGAUGUCGUAAACCAGACUGCAAUGAGGAGUCAAGUUGCAUAAAAAAGACAAUAAAGAAUAUCCAAUUGAGGCUGACGGUGUGCGCUUUGAAGCUUGUGGUCGAAGAUAUGUCUUGUCAAAAGCGACGGUGA